Cyclospora cayetanensis is the source of this 1458-nucleotide messenger RNA. RefSeq lists its product as uncharacterized. The transcript is spliced from 7 exons. Bases 1 to 1458 code for a protein of 485 amino acids. Lineage: Eukaryota; Apicomplexa; Conoidasida; Eucoccidiorida; Eimeriidae. The record is from RefSeq and is a predicted model, not a curated record.
AUGCGGGGAGUCACUGCAGCCUGCCGCUCCCCCUCCCGCAGCUCUCGCGAGGCGAAGAAGCCCUCGCCACGUACUCAGACUGCUGCCGCUAGCGCUUCUGCUCCUCGGGCUCCUCCGUACUUGACCAAGGCUUACGACUACACGCGGGAUUUCCUGCUGUCGCUUGAGUCCAUUAAAGAGCUCAGAGACCCCGCAAUUCGCGCCGCAAUGCUCGCACUCAAAGAUCUAGAACCUGUUCAGCCAGGCUCCCUCUUUGGCCACAAGCACAUCAAGGUGCGACUCUGCUCCCCUGCCGCCUUCUUGAACUGCUUCCUCGUCGCUCGCCCUGCGGAUCGACUGCGUGGGCCCGCGGGGUCUGUGCGGCAGCCGCGCACAGGUGUCCACUGCCCAUGCUGCGGUGUACGUACAGCUGGUUGCGGCUGCGCUCCGGUCUCUUCAGGUGUUAUCUUUGUGGAAGCGAACGAACGGACGCUGGAGCCUAUUCGUCCACACGCUGGAGGUUCCACAAGGACACAAUCCAACGGUUGGUCAGCUGGGACGGAUUGGCAGAGUGAGGGAGAUAGUGUGGAAGAAAGAGAUGGUCCCAAGCAGGGAAGUGUCAGCGCAUGCACUGCAAGAUGUGCAGAUACAGUCACUAGCGGCGCGCUUGCUGCCAGGUGUCAGCCAGACUCCAAGGCUUCGUACACGUGGGGUGCUCGGCCUACAUCGUUGGAGAGGCACGUUUCAGAUGAAGCUGAGCCGUACAGCGACGGCCCUGUGGCGUACAGCUUUGAGUCUCCUUACAAGACGAGUUUUAUACAGGAGGUGCAGAUUCCCAAUGGGUCCAACCCAACGCUUUACCGCUUUGCGCAUUUGUUCAUGCGACAAGCGCUCCAUUCCAUGCAGCAGUGCAGCUUGUCUUCGUGGGCUUUAGUGCCCUCGUUCGCAGCGAUCGCGAAGGACGAUGCAGGGAAGGUGCAUGUGCUGCCCAUAGUUGAUUUGGGUACUCCGUUAAGGGCCCUGGGGUGGGCAGCCAGGGAGGCGGAGAUGGAGAGUGGCAAGGAGACGACCGUGAAUUUGGUUCUGUUUCUGCAAAAUAUCCUAAAAUCGGAAGUCAAUGCAUGUGCUGCCGGUGUGGGUGACGGCGUCCUGCACUGGACUGCUGGUCAAGACAUGCAAGCGGAAGCUCAUCGAGUUGCACUUCACCAACACCAAGACGAAUGUGCGAGACGCCCUGUCGGCUCUGCGAUCUUCGAUGCACGUCAAUCCAAGGCAGCAGGGCCCCUCGAUGUGCUUCGUGGGCAAGGCCAGGCUGAAGCGCAAAACGAGUCGCCUUCUCCUGCCAGGAAAUCCUUGGCGAGAAAUCCCCUCGAGCACCCUGCUCCUAGACAUUACACGUCUGCAGCAAGGCGUGUUGCUCGCCCCCGCCACGGGGAUGCUGACGCGCGCAUCUACAACAGCUCGCACCGUGUGCCCUAG